This is a messenger RNA of Plectropomus leopardus (leopard coralgrouper), 3056 nucleotides long. RefSeq names its product leptin receptor overlapping transcript (gene leprot). Gene Ontology annotation, biological process: negative regulation of growth hormone receptor signaling pathway; late endosome to vacuole transport via multivesicular body sorting pathway. Gene Ontology annotation, cellular component: endosome. The record is from RefSeq and is a predicted model, not a curated record. Lineage: Eukaryota; Metazoa; Chordata; Actinopteri; Perciformes; Serranidae.
GAUGGAGGAAGCAGGAAGUCCGUCUGCCAAGAAGAAGAGCUCGAGCACAUAAACAAUACACAAAGAACACCGCAACAUUCAAAGAGAAACUUUUACCCAUUUAUCGCAAUGGCCGGCAUUAAAGCACUUGUUGGUUUGUCCUUCAGUGGUGCCAUUGGACUUACAUUUCUUCUCCUGGGAUGUGCACUGGAACAGUAUGGGGUAUACUGGCCGCUGUUUGUUCUGAUUUUCUACAUAUUAAGCCCCAUCCCAACCUUCAUAGCCAGACGCCUCAGUGACGACACUGAAUCCUCCAGUGCAUGCAGAGAGCUGGCCUACUUCCUAACAACUGGCAUUGUGGUAUCAGCUUUUGGGCUUCCCGUUGUGCUGGCCCGCACUAACACAAUCCAGUGGGGAGCCUGCGGUCUGGUGAUGACAGGAAACGCUGUCAUCUUCUUCACCAUCCUGGGUUUCUUUAUCGUGUUUGGAGGCGGGGAUGACUUCAGCUGGGAGCAGUGGUAGGGCGCUGUUUAACAGUGGAUAGAUGGAUGGAUGAAUAGGUGGGUAGGUGGAUAGUUGAAUGAAUAGACUGCAGACUGAGGGGCACAUGUGUCCUGCACUCAAUAGGGGAAGAUGCUCAUGUACAGUGUAGGCUGCAAAAUGUUGAAUUUACCAGACGUGAUUUCAGGCCGAUUUUUAUAUAUUUAAGGGUAUUAGCGUUGGAGACAACACUAUGCACCCUAUUAAUGUGCCUUAUGUCUGGGACCAGAGAGAUACACUGAUGCUUAUCCACCUUAACCCACGUAUUUUAGCUUGUCUCGCCUGUGUUUCAACCCCAGAUCACCCCGCUCCUUGCAGCUGCUUGUUAUUUCAUUACUCAGUUAAUCAAUAUCAUAAAGGGAUCCUAAAGAGUAACUCUAUUGUAAUAUACACUGCAAUGCACACUGCAUUAUCUGUCCUCACUGUUCAGCGGGGGAGUGGCUAUAGUGAAUCAUAGCUUGCUUAUUGUGAGCACUGUUUGCCAUGUAAAGUGUGAAGGCAGGGCAAGUUAUCAUAAUCCAUGCUAUCUGACAACUAGUUGUAGGAUUCCUAAUCAGGUAAAUAUAUAUUUGUACGGAGAUGAUGUGUGUUUCUUUUUCUCUCAUUUUGCUACAAGACUUUAAAGCAUUACUUUUUGUUCUGGUGCAAUUGUUUACGUUCUCACCAAAGAUCAUUUUAAAGUGCAAAAAUAGAGCAUAUUCACCUCUAAACUGUGGAUUUUGAUCCAUGCUAUGCAGCAAUAUGAUCCUCAAAAAGCAAGCUGAGGCAUUUGAGAAAGCACUGUUAAGUGAAGAUCAUACAUCUUACAUGUCUGUGUUCACUUACUGUGAACUGUCAAAAGAAAGCACCCAUAUCCAUUUGAUAUUCCUGCAGAUGACAAAGAUAUUCAUACUUUAAGCAUGAUGUUACUUUGGUAAUCAUUUGUUCACAUGCUGAAUGAUAAAUACAGGAGAUGUAUAUUUUUAGGCCAAGUGUUUUUAUCAUAAACAUAGACUGUGUAUAAUGAUGGACAAAGCAUUGUUACUUCCUCUCAAUUUACAAAAAUGAAUCCAAAAUAUCCCCGAUACAGCUGUUACAAUCAUGCACAGGUGACGUAAUUUGGAGCCAAAGUCUGCGCAGUGACAGUCUCUGCUGUAUCGAGUUCUCGCCGUCCAAUCAAUCACGAGCAGCACCAUCGUAGGCACUCACAGCUAUCGAUCAUGUCAUCAGUCUCCCUUUAUAUAGCAUUAAAUAACCCCAUACACUGAAACUUAUCACAAAAACAAACAGUUGAUCAUACAUCAGCAUGAUAAGAACUGCUUAAAAGACAGAUCUCGUUUUUGGGAAAACUUUAUGUGAAAUGUACUUUGAUUUAUUUAGUUUGUCCUAUGUCCCAUCUGCUAACAUGAAGCGUGCAGGCUUUAUGAGCUAUGCCAGUGUUUCCCACAGAAUUAGAUGUCUGUGUCUAUGUGUGGCAAUGAGGGGUUGGGGUCAGCAACUUCCCGUUAUUUUCAACUCGUCUGUGUGUGCCUCUUUUUUUUUUAACUCUGUGUCCACCUCUAAAUUCAGAUAUUUUUGUGGGUCAGUGAACGCAGCAUGGGUGGAACUCAUCCUGUUCUUUUUUCCCUCAUCAGCAGUUUGAGGAGUUUGAGUCAUGGGUUGGAUAAGUAAUCUGUCAGUCUGGUCAGAGCUGAUCAGAUCGAAGGAUGAGAGGGGCAUCUGCCUCUGACUUUUAGACCCUGUGCAAUUAGCAGUUAAGUUUUACUGUCCAUGCGCCUGACGUUCUGCUGUUCCUUCUGUGCCCAGAGUACACUUUGUGCUCCGAGAAUGCAAUCAGCAACUGAAAGGUAUUCAUAUUCCAGUAGCGCUGCUAAUGAAUGAUCCAGUUCCAAAAAUAGAAAAUCAAUACAUGGCAACAGAGGUUUAAAUAUUAAAUACAAUACAAAUAUUAAAUACAUGAAUGUGUGAGGAAACUCUGUAUACAGCAGCCAGCUACUAGUGAGCGAUUGCAAUGUUUUGGCUUGUCUUCUGGAGAGCUGUCAUGUUGUCCAUCUUUAUUAUACAGUCUGUGGUACCUGAAGAGGGCUUUACAUACAGACUCAUUCAUAAGUGCCUGUAAUUCACAGUGUAUAUUUUGAUGCAUAGAGAAAUCACUGUGAUUUGGUUUUUGAGUCAUGUUUUUGUGUUUCAUCAUCAGGGGCCAUUGAAAUCUGUCAUUUUAAAUCAAUAUUACAUCAUCAUGUUCUACUUCAUUAUUGUCAGUAAGUGAAUAUUAAUACUGAAGUUUGUAUGAUUAGCCCACUUCAUUGAGAGACUAUCACAGAAAAUUGGUGUCCUAUAUAAUUUCGGGUUUCCUCUUUCCCUAACUGCUUUUCAAGGGAAAUAUCAUACUGUACAUAUCACAACUGACAUGUUCAACAAAGAAAGCCUGUUCUUUCUAUUGUGACUCCCAUACCCACACUAACGAGCGCUGAAGAGCUCUCAGAGGUUAUUUUAUAAGCUCUUGACUGCAUUUUGUUUUCUAACAUUGAUUAAAACUCUCUGUAUAGUACAACAAA